GGUGUGGGUCACACUAUGGAGCCACCCCACUGACUGCCCCCCAGCGUGGCUGCGCGGUGCUAUGGGGGGUGUGUGUGGGGCAGGCUAUGGGGCAGCUGUGGAUUCCUAUGGGGCAGGUGUGGAUCACGCUAUGAGGCCGCCUCACUGACUGCCCCCCAGAAUGGGCUGCGCAGUGCUAUGGCGUGUGUGUGUGGCAGGCUAUGGGGCAGCUGUGGGGUAGGCUCUAGGGUGUGUGUGGGUCACACUAUGAGCCCGCCCCACUGACCACCCCCCAGCAUGGCUGCGUGGCAGUAUGGGGUGUGUGUGGGGCAGGCUGUGGGUCAGGCUGUGGGGUGUGUGUGGGUCACACUAUGGGGCCACCCCACUGACUGCCCCCCAGCAUGGCUGCGCAGUGCUAUGGGGUGUGUGUGGGGCAGGCUGUGGGUCAGGCUGUGGGGUGUGUGUGGGUCACACUAUGAGGCCGCCCCACUGACCGCCCCCCAGCAUGGCUGCGCGGCACUAUGGGGUGUGUGUGGGGCAGGCUGUGGGGUGUGUGUGGGUCACACUAUGGGGCCGCCCCACUGACCGCCCCCCAGCAUGGCUGCGCGGCGCCAGCCUGGCCGUGCUGGUGCUGCAGAACGCGUCGCUGGUGCUGAGCAUCCGGUACGUGCGCACGCGGCCGGGGCAGCGCUUCCGGCCCAGCACCGCCGUCGUCAUGGCCGAGCUCCUCAAGGGCAGCGCCGGGUUCCUGCUCCUCGUCCUUCAGCACCGCGGCAGCGUGCGGCAGGCGCUGGGGACGCUCCAAGGGGCGCUGUGGGGACACGCGGGGGACACACUGCGCCUGGCGGUGCCAUCGCUCAUCUACACGCUGCAGAACAACCUCCAGUACGUGGCCAUCUCCAACCUGCCCGCGGCCACCUUCCAGGUCACCUACCAGCUGAAGAUCCUCACCACCGCCGUGUUCUCGGUGCUGCUGCUGGGCACCCCGUUGUCCCGCACCCAGUGGCUGUCCCUGGCGCUGCUCUCCAUGGGCGUCGCGCUGGUCCAGGCCGAGCAGGGUGACAGCGGCGGCGACACCGGGACCCCCUUGUCCCCAUUGGAAGGACCCCCCCAGAGCUACGCCGUGGGGCUGGCGGCCGUGGCCGCCUCCUGCUUGUCCUCGGGCUUCGCCGGGGUCUACUUCGAGCGGCUGCUCAAGAGCCGCGGCGGCUCCAUCUGGCUCCGCAACGUGCAGUUGGGCGCCGUGGGCACCGUCUUGGCCUUGGCCGCUAUGGCCGCUACCGACGGCGCCGCCGUGGCCGCCGACGGCUUCUUCUACGGCUACACCGGGGCCGUGUGGGCCGUGGUGCUGAACCAGGCGGCCGGGGGGCUGCUGGUGGCCGUGGUGGUGCGAUACGCGGACAACAUCCUGAAGGGCUUCGCCACGGCGCUCUCCAUCCUGGCCUCCACCGCUGCCUCCGUCCAUCUCUUCGGCUUCAGGCCAAGGGGGCCCUUCUUGGCCGGCACCGCCAUGGUGCUGGCGGCUGUGUACCUCUACGGCCGGCCCCAGUAUCACCAGUGGCACCAGCAGCAACAGAGCCAGAGCCAACAGCAGCAGCAGCACGAUACCAGCACCAGCGGCAAGUCUCCUCCCUCCAAGGACAAAGGCUCCUGAUGGGAUCAACCGCCCCCCCCCGGGCCCUAUACAGGCCCUAUAGGGGCCAUAGAGACUCCUCUGGGCCCUAUUGAGACUGUACAGCCCCCCCCACAAUGGGCCCUAUGGGGGUCCUAUAGACACUCCCCCCCCCGCCCCCCUCGGGUUUAAUGUUGCUUUUGGGGUGAAUUAAGGUCAUUUUGGUCAA
Strigops habroptila (Kakapo) is the source of this 1820-nucleotide messenger RNA. RefSeq names its product solute carrier family 35 member A2 (gene SLC35A2). The record is from RefSeq and is a predicted model, not a curated record. Bases 485 to 1633 code for a protein of 382 amino acids. Gene Ontology annotation, molecular function: UDP-galactose transmembrane transporter activity. Gene Ontology annotation, cellular component: Golgi membrane. The transcript is spliced from 4 exons. NCBI's taxonomy places the organism in Eukaryota, Metazoa, Chordata, Aves, Psittaciformes, Psittacidae. Gene Ontology annotation, biological process: pyrimidine nucleotide-sugar transmembrane transport.